CCGAUUUAAAAGAAAACGAUCAAUAUUUAAGUAAAUUACACCGCCUUCAGUAAUCUUGAUUCUGUUUGUAAUGGCAAACAAAACAGAAUACAAUGACGACACAACUGCUGCCCAAAUACAGGAUCAAAACGCCUUGCUGGAUUCGCCUAUUCGUGGUCCCACACUCUCAACAAGUACAUCAAGUUUCGAAGCUUUAGAUCCACAUGAUCCCAACCUGAGCAAGCUUGCAACAAAAAUGUUUCGAAAAACAGAGGAAUAUAUAUGCAACGAACUUAAUGCACCUCUCGAAGACUACAAACUAUUGGAGGAAAUGAAUAAAGCUACGGUGGCCAAGUAUUCGGAUAUGCACCAAAUAGCCGAGAAUUUAAACGUAUCUACAAACGAAUUAAGCAUAAAGUUUCAGCAACUGGUUCCCCUCAUGAAACAAAUCGAUGAAAUAUCGGAUACAGUUGACAAAUUGGAGGCUGCCGCCUAUAAAUUAGAUGCUUAUAGCAUUGCUCUUGAAAACCGUGUGAAAUCAGUCCUUCAGCGGAAAUCAACAAUGCAUUAAAACUUUUUUCAUUUAAUAUAACAUUUUAGAUGUACGUAGUAAAAUUAAUGUAAAGCUCUCCCCUAUCCAAGUAUCAAUUUGAUGAGUAUGGCAAGAAUGUUGAGGAAUAUAAGUGGUACUAGAAAGAAAAUGUGAAAAUGAA
Messenger RNA from Rhagoletis pomonella (apple maggot), 692 nucleotides. RefSeq names its product biogenesis of lysosome-related organelles complex 1 subunit 2-like. Gene Ontology annotation, biological process: lysosome localization; endosomal transport. Gene Ontology annotation, molecular function: gamma-tubulin binding. The record is from RefSeq and is a predicted model, not a curated record. The transcript is spliced from 2 exons. Lineage: Eukaryota; Metazoa; Arthropoda; Insecta; Diptera; Tephritidae. The coding region runs from base 71 to 550 and encodes 159 amino acids. Gene Ontology annotation, cellular component: BLOC-1 complex; BORC complex; gamma-tubulin complex.